UGAAGAUCAAGAUAAAGGAAAAGAAUUAUAUUCACUUUUAGUUCAAUUUGAAAUUCUUCAAGGAGAUACAAUAAGAAAAAUAUUUCGAAAUAAUUCACAAGAACGAGAUAAAAUAGAAAAGAUAAUUCGAAAUGAUCUUGAUCCUUCGGUUGCCGACUCAUUAAUUAGUUUAUUAAAUAAUUUACCAUUUACUACUAAAGAAGAAGAAGGAAAUAAUAUUCGAAUUUAUCAAAAAGAAAAAAAUAUUUUAAAGUCUGGUGGACUUGCUAAAUAUAAAUAUGGAGAUAUUAAAAGAAAUAUUGAAAGAAUUUUAAAAAAAAUUUUAAAAAAUACUCAACUCGAAAAUGAUAAAGAAUUAAUUUUGACGAAAAUUUUGUCUUUACAAGGAGAUAUUCGUUCAUUUAAAAAAGGUUUAAAAGCUAAUUUAAAAGAUUUUAUGGAUCUUCAAGAUCAAGAAAAUGUUCCAAGUGAAUUAAGAUUUUUUUGA
Rotaria sp. Silwood1 is the source of this 487-nucleotide messenger RNA. NCBI's taxonomy places the organism in Eukaryota, Metazoa, Rotifera, Eurotatoria, Philodinida, Philodinidae. The record is from the annotation of a GenBank genome assembly.